Messenger RNA from Neohortaea acidophila, 1759 nucleotides. RefSeq names its product sarcosine oxidase. The transcript has 3 exons. Lineage: Eukaryota; Fungi; Ascomycota; Dothideomycetes; Mycosphaerellales; Teratosphaeriaceae. The coding region runs from base 346 to 1638 and encodes 430 amino acids. The record is from RefSeq and is a predicted model, not a curated record. Gene Ontology annotation, molecular function: sarcosine oxidase activity; saccharopine oxidase activity; flavin adenine dinucleotide binding.
CUCUCGAAUUUCACACUUCUUCCUUCGUCACCGUGUGCUGGUCGGGCCCGCUCUGCUUACCGCUGGGAAUGAGGGACUCAGUGCUCGUUGAUCCACGCCCUGAAAAAGGAUGCAUACUAGUCAGCAGGGCGACAGACCUGCAUCGGGCCAAGUCUCAAUGAUGGGAACAUAGGUAUGUCACCUUGACGACGAGUAAGUCAAAGUAGUACAUCCUCGCGAUGAGUCGGCUUGACCUGCCAAACCCCGCGUUUCGACAUUUGCUCCCUUGAGCAUAUUCCAGCAUCGUGAAGGUAUAAAAGUCGCCCCCAGGCACCCUCCAAAAAUGGUAAGCACUUCGCAUGACCCAUGGAGAGCACUUCGAGCAUUCUCAUCGUCGGAGGCGGCGCUUUCGGCACAUCUACCGCCUAUCACCUUGCCCAACGCGGCUACAGCAACGUCAAAGUGCUCGAUCGUUUCGAGCCGCCGUCCAAAGAUGCUGCCGCAACAGAUCUCAACAAGGUCAUUCGAUACGACUAUCCCAACCCACUGUAUACCAGGCUCGCUCUGGAGGCCAUGGCGGAGUGGAAAGGCGAGCAUGGUCUGCUCUCCGGUCUCUUUAGACCUACUGGCUGGAUUAUGGCGGCGCAAGAGAUGACGCAGUCGUUCCUUCAAUCUUCAUACGAGUCGAGUGUGGCGAGCGGGAGCAGAGACGUCAAGUUUCUAACUGCAGCGGAGACAAAAGGACAGUUUCCCGAACUCACGGGCUGCAUGGAUGGUUGGACGAAUCUGUGGAGCCCGGAAGCUGGAUGGGUGCCAUCCGGGGAAGCUCUGCUGCGCAUGGCAACAGCAGCCCGAGCCAUGGGCGUCGAAUACAUCACAGGGAACAAGGGUUGGGCGCAGAGGCUUCUGUACGAUGCAGCGGGCGCCUGCAUUGGAGUGCUCUCCAAGAGCGGUGACGUGCAUCUCUCGUCCAUCAUCGUCCUUUGCACAGGAGCAAACACCGCCGCUCUGGUCGAUGCGAGUGCCGAGAUCGUGGCACGCUCACACUGCGUGGGCGCGAUUCAGCUCACGGCGGACGAAGUGCAGAAGUACCGCAGGCUGCCAAUCGUGGACAAUUUCGAGCAAGGCAUCCUAUUUCCACCCGAUGAGAACGGACUGCUCAAACUAUGCAGCUGUCGCUUCAUCACUAACUAUUACAACUCUCACACCCCCGGCGCCUCUCUAGGCCACUCACAUCAAGACUUCCCCGAAGACGGCGUACUACGCCGAAUCGAAGAGGAAAUGAGGGAAUUCGUCCGCGACUUGAUCCCGGAGCUCGCAAAUCGGCCGUGGGCAAUGACUCGCAUGUGCUGGGACGGCGAUACGCGCGACGUCAACUUCCGCAUCUGUCCGUCCCCGACGAACGCCAACCUCUUCAUCGCCACCGCCGGGUCGGGACACGGUUUCAAAUUCCUCCCGACGAUUGGAGGAUAUGUGGUGGAUAUGCUGCAGGGGAAGCUGGCGCCGGAAUACACUGAGCUGUGGAGGUGGAGGUUUGGUGCUGUGCCCGUUAAGACUGGCGAGGAGCCUCAUCCUUGGCCAGUACGAGACCUGGGGGAAUUGGACGGGUGGAAGGGGCGGAACAAGCGCUUUUUGGUGGAUCCAGUUGGCAAUCGGUAGCAGGCUGUCCGUGCUUAGGUAUUGAAGUAGGGAAAUCGAUUGAAUGCAUGGGUAUGCGCAACGUUGAUCCCGGUCGGCGUCCAAAUCUCAUGACAUAGUCGGCGUCCGUAUUCACCGAUGA